Molecule: messenger RNA, 1392 nt
Organism: Drosophila obscura
Lineage: Eukaryota; Metazoa; Arthropoda; Insecta; Diptera; Drosophilidae
Exons: 2
Coding region: 534-1334 (266 amino acids)
Source: RefSeq, a predicted model, not a curated record
GGCGGGGCGGGGCGGUGCGGUAGAGAGGCGCUAACUGUUUUGGAUCUGCGUUCAAAAAUUAGACAAACAUCUAAUGGAAUUGGUCUUGUUUGUCGGGCCGGAAUGCAACCAACAGAAACGAACACAGCGAUAAUUUCCUAACGAUUCUUAACUAUGCUGCGCGACCUGCAAUCAUUUCCCCUGGUUGCUUCGAGCAGUUUCUCGCUACAGACAUCUCUUGAUCUACUCUUACACAUUAACAUGGCCAUUUGGAUAGCAUGUGAUUCCAUUAAACCAUUGACAAAUCCCAAAAGCUAAAGCUUCAAGCAGCACCCGCCACCUUCUCCUCCGACUCCUCACACACUGAUGAAACCUCUUAAGAAAAAAAAAAAAAGUGAAAUUCCAGCAGACGGUCUAGCGAGACUGAUUGGCGCAACGAAGCAGACAAUUGCCAAAGCACAAAGCACAAUUUGUCGCCACUCCAAUGCAAGUAAUCCCCCAAAAAGGCAUUAUUAUAAAGUCGAUGACAUCGCUGCCUUGCGAGCUUAGUCAUAAUGUGGCCCACCAAACGAAAGGUUCAGCCAGCAUUGAGCCUUUGGCUUAGUCUGCUCUCAGUGGCUCUGGCAGAGCAGGCAAGCAGCCCGCCUGAUCCAGCCAGCAAUAGCAUAGACUCGGACAGCUCGGCAUCAGGCAAAAGUUUCGCCACCCCGGAAGAGUUCUACAGAGGUGGCGGCGACCACUCAGCCGAGUCACAGGCUGCUUCAGGUCUGCACCCAUCGUUGGGCAGGUUGGGUGAGAGCCUCAGCGAGGCGUACAGCAAGUGGCGCCAGGGAGCUGCAGCCGGUGCGCAGAAGCGCAUUAUUGUGGGCCACUAUGGAGGCGGUGUAGCAUCGCAUGGACAGAACCACGUUAGCUUUGAGAGCAAUACCCAUAAUAGCCAUCCAUAUCCCUACGAGUACAACCCGCACGGCCAUGGGGGCUCCAAUUAUGGCAGCUCAAGUGGCGAAGCUGGUGGCAUACCAUUCGACGUUUAUGGAUCGCGCCAUGGCGCUGGCUUGGGCCAUCCGCAUUAUGCGCCUGCUGGCCCAGAGUAUGCCUAUCACUAUCCUGUGGAGGCACAUGAUAUAGCCGCGCACAAGGGCCAGGGGCAUACCGAUGUCUCGUCGAAAGCCCUGCUGGCCAAGAGUUUCCUAAUACCGCUGGCAAGUGCAGCUGUGCUGGGCAUUGCCGCCGCAUUGGUAAGCAAUCCGCUGCUGCUGCAAUUGGGCACUGUCUCCGGACUGGGACAGGCGAUAGUUGGCAAACGCAAGCGACGUUCUGUUAGAGCGCCGUAUCGAGCAUAUGACAAAUGGUAAACAGAAAUGCGGGCUAAAGGGUAACUCAUUAAAUUCAUUCAAUAAAUAUGCCAUUCAU